Molecule: messenger RNA, 1222 nt
Organism: Linum trigynum
Lineage: Eukaryota; Viridiplantae; Streptophyta; Magnoliopsida; Malpighiales; Linaceae
Source: the annotation of a GenBank genome assembly
CGCUAAUAUAGAAUUUUUUUUUAUACGGGUGAUAUAUGUUUCAUCUUUUAUGAUUAAAGUACUAUUUAAGCGAGAUAUACACUAUAUGAAAAUUGUAAUAAUAGUUUAUUAACUAAUGGUAUUAAAAUAUGGAUUGGAGUAUUGUACUAGAUCUAACGGUUGUAGUAUUUGAAUGUUUAUAGCACGAGAAGAGCUCCGACUUUCUAGGGAGGGCGAUUAUCAGUGGAUGCACUAGGGUUUCUCAUUUUUCCAUCGCCGUCAUGGCGGCGGUGACAGAACCGCCGGCCAGAGGGGGGUUACCCCAGGAUUUGCUAUCGGGCCAACGACGCCCGCCCUUUGCUUCGUCGUCUCCCAACCCGAAAGGGGAUAAGGAGGCACAACAUGCUAAGAAAAAGGCGAAACCAACAACGACAAUUCUCGCGACCGAGGCUUUUGCUGAAGAUGUAACUAUGGAAGCUGAAGCGGAACAGAUGCGUACAUCGCCAACCCAUACCCUGCUAAGCUCUGCAUGGACACACGGGAUGAGAGCAGCGCGCCGUUUGUUCGGCGAGGACGCAAGAACUGAGGAAUGGUACGUAGCAGAUUCAGACUCAGAAGAUGUAGCUGCGACAAUGAGGGAUGAUGGGAAAGAAACCGGGAGUGACGAUGAGGAUGAUCCACUUUUCUUGCCAAUACCCUUCUCGGCGGCAGAGGAGCGACAGUACUGCCGUCAAUGGAGGUCGACGUUGGUGGUCAAGGUUCUAGGGCGGUCAACCUCCUACACGGCGAUUUCUCGGAGACUGAAUGCUAUCUGAGCUAAGGCUGGAGGAAUUCAAGUCACAUCGGCCAAGAAUGGAUACUAUCUAGUGCGCUUUACGAGGGGAAUUGACUACGAGCGAGCAAUCACGGGCGGGCCAUGGAUGAUGGGAGAAAAUUAUCUCACUGUUCACAUGUGGGAUAAGAAUUUUGAUCCCUACAAUCAUGCUAUUUCGUCCACCCUGGUCUGGGCUCGACUACUUGAGAUACCAAUAUAAUAUUUUCACCCUAAUGCUGUUAUGAAGAUUGGUAGGCGCAUUGAAAAACCGAUCCGGGUUGAUCAGGCCACCCGAAUAGGGGCGCGGAGCGAUUAUGCUCGUGUUUGUGUUCAAGUAGAUUUGACCAAGCCGCUUCUUUCUCAAUUCCGAAUCCAUGGAAAGAAGUACUUUAUCCAGUACGAGGGUUGGAAAAAACAUGCUUGCAAUGU